CUGGAACAAAAUGCAACUCGAUUUGAUCCUUUGUCUCUCCUCCAAAACGCUUCUCUUCUCUACUCUAAGAAGAAGACGCGUUUCUAUCAAGGAGGAGAGACAAUGGAUCACUUCAGAUUCAACAAAACCCUUCUCCUCAUCGGAGCACUCUCUUGCCUCCUCCUAUCCACCGCCGUCUCCGCCCGUCAACUUCUAGCCGCACCUGUCCCCCCUGAGCUUACACAAUUCUGCAGCGGCACCGAUAACCCAUCCCUAUGUGUCGAUACCAUCGCCCCCUUCCUAUCUGGUUCCUUCGACCCCGUCAAAGCACUGGAGAGCGAGAUCAACGCCACCCUCCAGAAGGCCAGCGAGAUCGCUGCUUCCAUCUCCAAGCAGCUGGAAGAUCCCACCACCGCCAAGAACGCUUUGGACGCGCUCAACAUCUGCAAGUCUCAGUACGAUGACAUGUUGGACAGCAUAAAGGAGUCUCUGAAUCUGGUGGCUCAGAUGAACGUGGCGGAUGCUUAUCACAAAAUGAGCGCCGUGAUUUCCUACAAAUCCAGCUGCGACGACGCUUACACCGAGUCUCCCGGAGUCGAAAUGCCCUUCCGCCAGGAAGCCACCACGCUCUUCGAGUUGAGUGGCAAUUGCGUCACCGUCCUGGACACCAUCGUUAACACUCACAAGGUGUAAUCACGGAGAAGGAACGACACAUGCAUGCAUGCAUUCUUUUGAGAGUUUGAGGGGUUAAUGGUUAUAUAUAUAUAUAUAUAUAUAUAUAUAUAUUUACGGGUUAUUUGUAUGAAUCUGAUCGAAAUCGAGUUCGACCAAGGGUUGCCUACAUGUAUGUUUGCCAGUUUUGGAUAACAUAU
Molecule: messenger RNA, 851 nt
Organism: Vigna umbellata (rice bean)
Lineage: Eukaryota; Viridiplantae; Streptophyta; Magnoliopsida; Fabales; Fabaceae
Product: Plant invertase/pectin methylesterase inhibitor superfamily protein
Molecular function (GO): enzyme inhibitor activity
Source: RefSeq, a predicted model, not a curated record